Magnusiomyces paraingens is the source of this 252-nucleotide messenger RNA. RefSeq lists its product as uncharacterized. The coding region runs from base 1 to 252 and encodes 83 amino acids. The record is from RefSeq and is a predicted model, not a curated record. Lineage: Eukaryota; Fungi; Ascomycota; Dipodascomycetes; Dipodascales; Dipodascaceae. The transcript has 3 exons.
AUGCUGCAAUCGUCUUUUAACAAUCAUGCAAUUCUCUCAACUCCAAAGCUCUACCGUCAUCCUUUGCCAUCAUUGAUUUUGUUAUUGUUGCAGUCGUGUUUUGACAAUCAUGCAAUUCUCUCAACUCCAAAGCUAUACAGUCAUGGUUCUCCACAAAAGGUUCAUUUAUCGGCUCCUCAAUCAAAACAACUCUAUACAUCCAUCGUUAAUGAUCAUGCAUUCAUUAUCGCAGACACAUGUUGGAUAAACUAA